This is a messenger RNA of Mytilinidion resinicola, 1706 nucleotides long. RefSeq lists its product as uncharacterized. Lineage: Eukaryota; Fungi; Ascomycota; Dothideomycetes; Mytilinidiales; Mytilinidiaceae. The record is from RefSeq and is a predicted model, not a curated record. The transcript has 2 exons. Bases 49 to 1398 code for a protein of 449 amino acids.
CGUCACUAUCACUGCUCAAAGAAACACAUUCUACAGGACGGCCAGAACAUGACUGCUACAUACCAGGCCCCAGGUCUAGGAGGCCUCUUCUUGGGGCGUGCGAUUAAGCCCGUGCGCUGCGAAGUUCAGGUUGGACCAGCCCCGUACAACCAGUCUUCUAAUUGGAACUUUCGUCCUGGAAUCUACACUGCCAAAGAUGUCGUGCGAGAAAUCGCAGUUCUCUUCGAAUCGGUAAUCGUCCAACUCGGCCCCGACCCACCUGGGACUCCUUCUACGCGCUCUAUUCUCAUGGAUGGCCUGCGCUCGAGUCUUUCCCAUGAAGGUCGGGAAGCUACGCUUCUCCUCUCAGACUGGAAGAGUGCCGAGCCGUGUGAAAUCACCAAGCAAGCUCUCCGAGUUGGAGGUGCUCUCUACAGCUACGCCAGCGAAGUCAAUCACAAGGUCCAAGGAGAUCCGCAUCUCACCGUUUACAGUCCUUGUGAAGGUCACAAAUGGAUUCCUCCGGCCGGGCGACUUUUGAGAAGCGCCAGAAGUUCGCCGAUCCUCAUGAUGUUGUAUAACGAGUGGCUCCACCAAAUGACUUGCCUACGCGAUGGGCUGUUGCCAUACGCCAACUUUGAAGAGGUGCAGUUGAAUCUGCAAGACACAAGCGCCAGAGGAACGCGACCUUUAGAAGAGAUCCGAGAAAACUUCGUCCUCAAGAUUAGAGGCGGUUCAGCAAAUCGAGCUGAUUUCGUCGAUGUUGCAAAAGUCUUCACAGCCCCCAGCCUACCUAGUGGAGGAUAUGGGUUCCAGUAUCAGAAAGGAACCGUCCUUCCGCAGUCGUUGUUUUCAGAAGGGCGCUCGAGCCUACUACGCUACAUACCUACGGCACUCGUUGAAGCAGGAAACGAGCCGGUUCUAUUCGAUUUCGGGUCCGAUCUUUUGACUUCAUCGGAGACUAUUGAUACCUCGUCUCUUGCUUCUUCGUCGGCUGCUCCUAGCCGCCUAAUCGAAACUGCAAUCACUGCGGAAGGCACGAGGCGUGAUAGCUUUGAAAUUGGCGCAUCACAGCAACUUAAACUUAUUGGGACAUUCGAGAAAGGCCAGAGUUUUGCCGUAGGUAUUGGGCGUAUCCUUCGAGGCUUGGAUCAAGCACGUCACUUUGACUUAAGCGACGAGAAAUGGCUCACUGGCAAGAAAGACAGUGGAUUCCACGAGGCAUCAGAAAUUCUGUCAGUGAAGGGCACACUCUCCCAGACGAAACCUGUUCUUAUCGUGGUUCAUGCCAGCGAUCCUGUCGUUCGACUAGCACUGAUUGGAAAGCUGGAACCUGGAAGCGUGUAUUUGGAUGGAGCUCCUGAUGGAUUCGACACUCCCAGCAUUCAGAAAGGUCGCUUUGUCAUCGUAAAGGGUUAGAGAUCUACUGCAAAAAAUGGGAUGGUAUCCGUUCCUGCACUCUGUCAAUUUGCGUGCAGAUCAGAUGCGGGGCUGCAAUUAAUAAUUCGGAGGACUUUGGUCGUUGAACGAAACGUCCAUGUGUCACGUGAUCAAAGCCAUUCCGGGCUCCACCUGAAGUCAAUCUCGUGCCUGAGCAUCCCUCUCUUUAGGGAUAGCUUGUUAAUGAUCUCAUUUCUUCAAAAAUAAUACAUGUAGCGUUUGCAUACAUCAACACGCAUCUAUCAUUCUUGCCUUGAUUUUACUCGUAAAUACCGGCACUAUGAGCG